GGGGGUGGAGUGGUGUGAUGACCUCCCCGAGCGGGAGACAGGGGGAAGUUUGGGUGGGCUUCGGCCCGCCCAAAGGUCCGUCUGUCACCCCCGGUCCACCCUGGGCAACGCCACUAGCGACUGGCAUUCGUGCCUCUUUCUAGUGGCGGCUAACAUCCACACUGGUGUUGUCAGUAGGUGCAGGUUACUACUGACGACCUAUAUACAACCUGCCUGUGCUAGGACCUGCACAGUUGAGCGCCGUAAGCAAGGAUGACGGGAUCCUGGCGAUUGAGCCAUUGCCAACCCGCGUGGCAACACGUCUGCUUUGGCCCUAAUUUCGGGCAAAACGGUAGCCCGGGCUACUAGCCACAGUCCGGGAAAUGGUCUAGUGAGGAACCGUAGGUGGGCUCACGGCGAGAAGUGAGGGGGCCGCAGAGGCAGUUUCGGCUGCUGAUGCGGUGGUGAAAGGCCAUGCUGAGGAAGUGCGUAUGGGUGAAUCGGGCGGAGGGCGUCUGACCUGGACGACCCUACGUUCCACCCUUACACAUUUCCGAUGUCGCGCAACUAGCCAACUUCUCACUUCUAUACCCGAGUCGGUGUCCUAACGACUGAAAGCACCUUUUAUAUGUGUGAGUAGGCGUUCCCAGAGGUGGGGCCCUUGUAGGGUGGGAGCCGAUGAGGAUGAAGAAAAUCGUUACGAACUAUGGAUAACAGGUCUAACGAAAACCCCCAAGCUGAUCCAGCAGCGUCCAUCGCUAAUGGUGAAGCCACACAGGAGAGACAAGCUGUUCCAGUGACAGUGCAUCAAACCGGAAACCCGGCUUGUCCGCAACCCAGUUCAUCUGGGGAGCAGACCGGCCCAAACUCCUUCCAGGACUGGCAGGUAGUGGACCGACGGUCCAAGAAGCGACCCCCUACUGGGAAGCCUCACCCUGCCAGACCUGUGAACCCUUCUUCUUCUAACCCACCCCCCCCUGUUAAAUGUCAAGGUGGGGUGGCUAAGAAGAAGAAGAAAAACAAGAACCAGAGGCGUGCAGCUCGUCUAGCACGAGAGCAGCAGCUGGGUAACACACCGACACCAACACACCCUGCAACCGGGGUGGGUGCGCAGGCUUCCCAGAAGCCGGCACCCAAACCGGUGCCGAACAAGCAGGAUGCCGCUGCCAGGCCUCCGCCGAAGGGGAAAGGUUCCACCCUACCCCCUAAGGCUGGAACGUCGGGCGGCGGCCCUACGGGCUCGGCCGCAGAUCCACCCAAACGACGACCUGGUAAGCUCGCACGAGCCGCUGCUAAAAGGACGCGUGAUGAGUCCUUCUCCCCGCAAGGAGAUAACAAAAAGCAGCGACUAGUGAGCCCAAGCCAACCUUUGACGUACGCACAAACAGCGGCGUCUGACCUGACGAUCGUCAUUACUGACGCGAAGUCGGGGAAGAUUACCGCUGAUCACUCCAACGCCAUCCUCCGCGGGUUGCACCAAGCAAUCGUGGUGGAGGCAAGAAAGAACAUCGUGGGAGCCAGGCCACCUAAAUUCAAGGGCAAGCCUGUCUUCGCUGAGGGGCAGCUGAGGGUCUUCGCAGAAGACGAAUACUCGGCCGCCUGGUCUCAGCGAUGCAUCCAGGCCCUAACCUUGCCAGACAUCUCCCUUAAGGCGGUUCGCCAAUCGGAGAUGGCAAGGACAGUUAAGUGCGGGCUCCUAAUACCCAACAUAAACAACUCGUCCUGGGAAGACGUCCGUCAGGCAGCUGAUGGACUAAGGUACCAGAACGAAUGGGCCAAGGUUGGAUCUUGGUCCAUUAUAGAAAUACUGCGACAAGACCAGGGGUGGUUUGUCGCGUUCACAAUCCCCGAAGACCUCGUCCCCGCCUUCAUGGAGAGGGGGAGAUCCCUGAACUGUGGGGUGGGCAAUGUCUACCUCAGGUUCAGGGGUCCAGGAGGCAAAUACCUGGACCAGCCUCCCACCCAGCAGGGUUCCACCCUAAGGGUAACGGGAGCACAGGUCCCCAGUGAACAGGCUGCGGGCACCUCCGAGCAGAGCAAGUCUGUCUCCGGGGAGAAAGUUGCCCCCCCGUCGCUACCCAGGCCGACGAUACCCGAACUCUCGGAGGAUGAACUCCUUGGCACUGGUGAGGGACCAGCCGGGACAUCAUCCGAGGGCGAGGACUUGUCGGCCUGGAUAGAGUCUGGGUUGGCCGACAUGUUCAAGGAGGGAGGGGAGAUGCAAGAUGCCGCCCCCACCACCGACAACAUGGACACCAACUAGUGUCCUCCAGGCAAACCUCCAGCACAGCGUGGCCGCUACGGCCCAACUCAGACGCUGUCUGGUAGGUUUGCCAACAGCCGUCGCCCUCCUACAAGAACCAUGGGCGGGCAACGGAUACAUACACGGGCUGUCCGAGACGAAAGGCUGUCGCGACCUAGUCCUCGCCUCGGCGUACAUGCCCGGAGAGGACGAGCCACCGCCGGCCGAACUACAACGACUGGUCAACCACUGCGAGAGAUCAGGCCUCGCAAUAAUCAUCGGGGCCGACUCCAACG
Molecule: messenger RNA, 2517 nt
Organism: Cydia amplana
Lineage: Eukaryota; Metazoa; Arthropoda; Insecta; Lepidoptera; Tortricidae
Exons: 2
Coding region: 686-2242 (518 amino acids)
Source: RefSeq, a predicted model, not a curated record